This is a messenger RNA of Spirodela intermedia, 345 nucleotides long. The record is from the annotation of a GenBank genome assembly. NCBI's taxonomy places the organism in Eukaryota, Viridiplantae, Streptophyta, Magnoliopsida, Alismatales, Araceae.
AUGGUCACCUACAUAUUUAAGUAUAUUUAGAUGUUGAAUAUACUGCUGAUAAAAGAGAUCAAAAGUCAACGACUAAGUACUACACAUGUUGAUUGUAACCUAGUCAUUUGGCACUCUUAGAAGCAAAAGGUAGUAUCUUGUUUCAAUAUAGAAGCUGAAUAUCGUACUAUGAUUGAGAUGGCACAUGAAAUAGUAUGACUUUGCUCUUUUCUAGAGAGUUUGGAUGUUACUCCUCAGAUAUCAAUGCGUAUGCAGUGUAACAAUCAAGCAUUAAUCUUUAUCAUUAGAAAUCUCACAUUAUACAAACAGAUCAAGCACAUCGAGAUUGAUUGUCACUACGUCUAA